AUUCUAAGAAGAUUUUAAAAAGAUUUUGUUAGAACAUUUUAAAUAUAAUCAUUUGUAUUUCAAAUAAAAAGAUAAAGAUAUUAAAAGAUAUAAUAAUGAACUUAUGUAAAAUAUGAUAUUUUUUAGAAAUGGUCCAAACUAAAAAAAUCACACAUGAAAAAAAAUCAUGACUUAUGUUUUAAUAUAUAAGAUAUACGGAGUGAUUAACGAAUUUUGAAUAUAUCUUAGAGCAUUUUCAAUGAGAGUCUCCUAGAGAGUUUCUCAACAAUAAAAAAAAUUACAAAGAGUGAGAAGAUAUCUCACUCAUUUUACAUGUCAUUCUAUAAUUGAGUUAGCUUUUUAUUUCACUUGAAAUAAAUAAUUAAAUAGUUAAAUAAAUAUUAGUAUUAUAUAUAGAUUGAUACUCUUGAGAAUAUCUAAAAGUUGGUGAAUGUUCUUAAGCCCAAAAACUAAGCUUCAGUUAAAAAUAUAUAUUAAACUUCUAUAAAUGGAUAGCUUUUCUAGAAAGGAAUAUGUUCCAAGUCUAUUUUUCUUAUUCGAGUCUAUUCAUCACUUGUAUUCACGAAUACAUUCAGGGUUUGACUGGUGACCAUUCGGGAAUCAAGAGGAACGAAUAAAAAAGAAAUGUGUACGGGAACAAAAUAUCAGGAAUGAAAAAGAACGGUUGUUCUUUAUCAAAUUUAAUAAGGAAUAAUUUUGUUCUCAAAUUCUCUACAAAAAAUGGAAUGAAAGGGAAUGAGAGGGAAUUAUUAUUCUUUGUAAAUGGUGAUUUUUUUAUGAACGUUAAGAAAUGCAUUAUUCCUCACCGUUCCCUGGUCACCAUUCAUACCCUCAAUCUGGGAGCCAUUUACUUAUUGACAUCAACAUUUAAUUAUGAUUCAUACUAAUAUUGACUUGAAAGUUCAUGAUUUUUAAGCUAAUUAGCAAUGAAUACAAAAUCUUAUUAAAAUGCACACAUUGUUAAUUAAAAUUUACGAAGACCAGAUUUGACUAGUUCCCGAAUUCUUCGUACUAAUCCCUUUUUUUGAAAAAAAAAACUUUCGUAUUUUGUAUAUUUAUUAUAUAUAUAUUUUUUAUCAUUUGUUGCCAAAACAAGAUUUUGAAGCUAAUAUAGUACUUGUGUUUGGUAAUCAAUAUAUAGUACUUUUUCUAGCGUGUAAACUAAAUUUUGUUUUUUUUUGUCAACUAGUAAAUACAUUCAGUUUCUCAGACUCAGAAUUCAAGAGCAUUUUAAAAAAUGUAUACCAUCGGGUACGAACAUUUGCAGCCGAAGCAUGUAUGUUGUGCGUUCAGUUCAAUUACUAAAAUAAAUGGCGUGAAUGACUUUCUUUAAUUAAUUAAACUAUAGUUAACAUAACCAAAGAUAUAAUCAAUUGAUCAGACGCUAAGAAUCGUACAUUUCGGAACACUCGUAAUUAAGAUAAUUAACUACAUAAUUUAGAUGAAAAAUCAAAAUUAGUUUCAAACACAAUUUAGUGGACGGUAGAUCAACAUUCAAAGCUUAAAGAUUUUCACGUGAUAACCGGGUCCAACUAGAAAUUCAACUAUACAAAAUCUCGUUAUGGCAACAUAUAAUAAAGCAUCUUACCGAAUAAAGAUAAAACAUAAGAAAAAUAUGAUGGAGAUAGGCACUGCAAUUUUGGCACCGACGGGACUUUGACUAAACUACAAGAAAUAGAGAGAGAGACUUGGUCACGUAGGUGUUAAUUAGCAUGCAGAAAGAGAAAUAAUCGUCGUUGACCGUUGACCAAAACUUGGUCAUAUAUAUACAAAAUCUAAAACCGCCAACUAUUUCGCUAAUUCACAAGGUCCUUGCCUUCUCUGACGUAAACAACAAGCAGUACAUUAAUUAAAACGCAACCCUAUUUUUACUUCUUUUUUUAUAUGCAAGUCUCUAAGAAUCCGACCAAGCAAACAAAUCGAGAGAAGAAGAAACUCACCGAAGAUUAUACCAUGUCUAGGUCAGUGAUCAUGGCUCCGGAGUCUCCGGUUUACUUUCCAUCUCCACUUGUUUUUUCUCCGACGUCGGUCAAAACGCCGCCGUCUUCUCCUCGUUGGACACCACCGAAGAAGAUUAUGGUAGCGUGUCCUCCAAGGAAGCCUAAAGAGACGACUUCGAGUUCUGAUUCUAACACGGCUUUGAAAAGAAAGCGACCACCGAUGCUUGACCUAAAGCUGCCUCCGGCGGUUGCACCGUGGUGUAGUACGACGGCGAAGACGCCGGGAAAAGCGGAUGAGGUUAUUGAAGCGGAAGAAGAUGGAGUUUACUCCGUUUACUGCAAGAGAGGAAGACGCGGACCAAUGGAAGAUAGAUAUGUCGCGGCGGUUGAUCCUGGCGAGAGAGUUCGCAAGAAGGCUUUCUUCGGCGUUUUCGACGGUCACGGCGGAUCCAAAGCGGCGGAGUUCGCGGCGAUGAAUCUCGGCAACAACAUUGAGGCGGCGAUGGAGGCAGUGAGAUCGGGAGAAGAAGGUUACUCGGUUGAGAGAGCGAUACGAGACGGUUACAUCAAAACGGACGAGGAGUUCUUGAAAGAAGGCUCGAGGGGCGGCGCGUGUUGUGUAACCGCUCUGAUAUCGGAAGGCGAACUUGCGGUUUCAAACGCCGGAGAUUGCCGGGCGGUUAUAAGCCGCGGUGGAGUUGCGGAGGCUCUAACUACCGAUCACAUUCCUUCUCAAGCAAAAGAGUUCAAAAGGAUUGAAGCAUCGGGUGGUUAUGUUGACUGCUGCAACGGCGUGUGGAGAAUUCAAGGAACAUUAGCCGUCUCACGAGGAAUUGGAGACCGGUAUCUCAAGGAGUGGGUAAUAGCUGAACCGGAAACAAGAACAUUACGGAUUGAACCGGAAUUUGAGUUCUUGAUCUUAGCAUCUGACGGCCUCUGGGAUAAGGUAACGAACCAGGAGGCGGUUGAUGUGGUUCGGCCGUUCUGCGUAGGCGUGGAGAAUCCAAAGACACUUUCUGCUUGCAAGAAACUAGCCGAGUUAUCGUGUAAGAGAGGGUGUUUGGAUGAUAUUAGUCUAAUCAUAAUUCAGCUACAACAGUUUGUGGCAUGAUUCAUUAAUAUAGUAUUAAGUUAAACUUGAUUAAAACGAUUAAGUCUUAUGUGACAAUUUUGUUCGUUAAUUCACAUGUAAAUAUAAUUUUCAAACACAAUUAGUUGAUAUUUUCUUACUUGGUGAUAUCAAGAUUUAUGUGUCUUUAGCUUACGAUCUCUUUCCAUCUAACCCUUUUGAUUAUUGACAAUUUGUAAUGUGUUAAAUGUUCGGUGAAUUAUCAUUCCAGUCUUCUAUUGAGUACGUACGUGACACAAACGAGAGGAUCAAAUGAUGACUUUAUGCUAAUUCACAAAAAGGAAAUGCACGAUAUUUUAUACAAGAAAAAGGAUCUUACCGGAAUGUGAAAAA
Molecule: messenger RNA, 3402 nt
Organism: Brassica rapa (field mustard)
Lineage: Eukaryota; Viridiplantae; Streptophyta; Magnoliopsida; Brassicales; Brassicaceae
Product: probable protein phosphatase 2C 30
Biological process (GO): protein dephosphorylation
Molecular function (GO): cation binding; protein serine/threonine phosphatase activity
Source: RefSeq, a predicted model, not a curated record